GAGGGCCGCUGACUUCCCGUACAGUCCCGUACAGUAAAGUGCCUCUUCGUCGCGCGCAGCAGAGUCGUGCCGGGCCGCGGGGCUCCUUCCGUGAAGGCUCCGCGAUGAUCGCCUCGAAUUGGCGUCGCGAGCGUUGAAGUGUGCGUUUAUUUAUCUGUGUUUAUUAUCGAUUUUUUUUUUUAAAAGCGGCGGCGGUGGGCGGUUAGGAGGAAGACUGUGGUGAGGAAGAGAACGCGAGUUCUGUAUGCGGCUCCUCCAUGGCGCUUAGGGAGCUCAAGGUUUGCCUGCUCGGGGAUACCGGGGUGGGCAAGUCGAGCAUCGUGUGCCGCUUCGUUCAGGACAACUUUGAUCCCAACAUCAACCCAACCAUCGGGGCAUCCUUCAUGACCAAGACGAUGCCCCAAGGGAACGAGGUUCACAAGUAUCUCAUCUGGGACACAGCUGGGCAGGAGCGUUUCCGCUCGCUGGCACCCAUGUACUACCGGGGGUCAGCCGCUGCAGUGAUCGUCUAUGACAUCACCAAGGAGGAGUCGUUCCAGAUGCUAAAGUCAUGGGUGCGGGAACUUCGCCAGCACGGGCCCCAGGACAUCAUCGUCGCCAUCGCAGGCAACAAGUGUGACCUGGAUGACAUGAGGGAGGUGUCCGUUCAGGAUGCGCGAGACUACGCCGACUCCAUCGACGCCAUCUUCAUCGAGACGAGCGCCAAGUCGGCCAUCAACAUCUGCGAGAUCUUUGCUCGCAUCAGCGAGCGCGUGCCUCCUGGCAGCCAGGACUCGUCGGAUCGGCCCGGUUUCCAGCUGCGUGGAGCGGGUCAACCGGCGCGGCGCUGCUGCUGACAAAACAGUCGCUCCUCGCCAACUCGCCCGUCCCCAAGGAUCGCCGCAACCCGUGUGUCGGCACGCCCACGCCGUUUGGCUGUGCUGAACUGCGGCUAAGGAUAUAAAUCAGGGGUCAUUUUUCUCCUUACCGAGGGCCGAGUCGGACCUUAAGGUUGCCUUUGGUGGGCCACGCAGUACCACACACGUUUUCGUGGCAUUUGAUAAUGCGAAAAUAUAACUUGCGUGUCGACCUGGAAUAAAGAGAGCUUUGUAGUGGUAGAAGUGACCGAAUUUACUAAAAUAAGGUUGAAAAUCUUCCAUUCUAGUGACUAGAUUAAUUUCAUUAGAGAUGCGUGCAGCAUCGGAUAAAUACCUUGUGGCCAUUUCAAAGUUCUGGGGCCUCGUGGUCAUGGGCCGUGUGAAAUUAGGUUUCCCCACCCCUUCUCCAAGUGAUUGUUCUACAAAAUAAAAAUCAAGAUUCGGUGCUGAUAUAUCAGCCUUUAUUCCAGCAGAGGGCGAUGUGAAUGGUUAUAUAUGCUGCUGGAUAACCGAGCAGUUAGCAUGCUUGCCGUUGACUCAGUAAACUUGAGUUCAAUUCCCACUAAAGCCACCUGGUCAUUAUGAAAUUUUAAAGCAACGUUCUGCUGUAAGAUGGACUAUGAAGAUUUUGUUAGGUUAUUUGAAGGUAUAUGAUAGACUUAUAUUAGCAUCACAUUUCAAAAAUUUACUCUCAGCUAAAUUGUAAAAGGCCUGGCGAGCCUGGAAGUAAGCUUCGCACAGUGUCUCCUGGCAUAGCUUAAGAAUUCAGUGUAUGUUUACUGUAAUAGUUAAUCUCAUUUUCAGGGGUGGCUCGUUCUGUACAAAAUGUCUUAAUUCCUGGAAUUGAUGCUGUGGUGGAUUUGAAAUUGUAUUUUAUUUUUUCUCAUCACUGAACUUGUUCGCUGUUGAUGAAGGCGUACCUCUGCCUAGAAUUUCCUGUUUAGGAAACUGCAAUCGCGUAACUUAGCUGCCGUAAUAUUUAGACAAAUCGUACUCGAUUUGUGUCAGAUUGAAUAGCACAUAUCUACCCUAUUAUUGCUUCCAGUGCAGUAAAUACCAUACUUCACUGCCUAUUUUCCCAUUUGUUUAUUUGCUGCUCCACCUCUCCAAUUUUUCCCCUCGUUUAAAUCUAGACUGAAUACCUGUCUCUUCUCUUAUGCAUAUCAUUGAAUGCUCUAAACCGUCCUUAAUUGUGAUGCAACCCCAACUCCACGUGUGUUUAUCGCAUUAAUUUUGUGUAUAUAUGCUAUAUUUGCGGGUUACUUGUCUUCCUUACCCCAAUCAGAUAAAAACCCCUUCUGAAUCUGUUGUAAUUGUGUGCCGUACAAGAACAUAAUUGUGGCACAUCGCCUGAUUGGCAAAUGGAGGCGGGUUUAACGACAGAUUUAUAUAUUUACGCGGUCUAACCCCCCAAAAAAACCUGUCUUAUGGAGGCCUUGAUGUGACUGACAAAGGGCCUUGGUAGUCUCUGGGUCAGCACACUCACCACACCACUGAACUGGUUUGCAAUUGAAUUUACACUAAAUUUCCCGCUAUAACCGCCAAGUAACUUCUAUGGGACAUUGGCAUUUUCAAAGCCAACUGUACUGAAGUGUGGACAUUAAAUACUUCGUGGCAUGAUUUGUAAGAAUAGCAAAGUGUGUGCCACCAUUGUCAUCCAAAUGUCAUCUUAAAAUGAUAUACAACUAAAUUGCUAAAUAUGAAUAACUUCUCCCUGCGUAAUUAUGAUUUACCAAGAAGGGGUGUUGAAUAGUUAAUUAACUCUGGCACUUCGUUAAAUUAAUGAUUAAUUUCACGAUGUUGCAUCGGAGUGGCCCAGGGUUCUCUGAUGCCGAUUUAAAUCUCUGGCUGUCAGCCACGAUUUCUUGUGUGGAGAGUUUGAUUGGCUCGGUCUGGUCACGAAUUAUAAUGUAAACAUUUGUUUUGCACUUAAUUUACUCAGCCCAGCUCUUAUAAGCUUAUUCAGUAGAUAGGCACGGGGGAAAAAAUGUUGUUUGCACAGCCAAAGAAUGGACAUUGUAGUGUUUGUGUAAGACAAUUGAAGGUUGCCAUGUGGAGGUCAAUGGUCGCACUCUUUCGGGUCAUUCCAUGUGAUGCGCAGCUUUGCUGCCUGUGUGGGGAUUUGAAUUGGAAUUCAAAUAUGUGCUCUGCCUCUGUAGCUGCAACAUGUUUGAAUAUUGCUAUUUUUAUUAAAAAAAGAGCAAACUAAAAUAUA
Petromyzon marinus (sea lamprey) is the source of this 3072-nucleotide messenger RNA. It is a transcript of the gene RAB22A, whose product is annotated as RAB22A, member RAS oncogene family. Gene Ontology annotation, molecular function: GTP binding; GTPase activity. Lineage: Eukaryota; Metazoa; Chordata; Hyperoartia; Petromyzontiformes; Petromyzontidae. The record is from RefSeq and is a predicted model, not a curated record.